Quercus robur (English oak) is the source of this 2751-nucleotide messenger RNA. RefSeq names its product protein ENHANCED DISEASE RESISTANCE 2-like. The record is from RefSeq and is a predicted model, not a curated record. Lineage: Eukaryota; Viridiplantae; Streptophyta; Magnoliopsida; Fagales; Fagaceae. The coding region runs from base 344 to 2545 and encodes 733 amino acids. Gene Ontology annotation, molecular function: lipid binding. The transcript is spliced from 21 exons.
GGGAGGGAAAGAGGAGAGAGAAAGCAAGAGAGAGAGUUGUACCUGCAAUUCCAAAGAGGUGCCACACCCAAUGAUUCUCUGAACAACGCCUAUAAUAGCUGAGGCUUUGUAUCGUUCAGACUCAGACUCAGAGGGUCACCUCCUCAUCAUCUCUAUUCUCAUGAUCCUCUUCUCUCUGUUUUUGUUCUUGGCUUCUCAAUCAUCUUGCAUGGAUUUGAAUUUGUAACAAAUAACAAUAACUAAAAAGAAAAUAAUAAUAAUAUUGGGAAAAUUGAAGAAGUGGGUUUUGUUUGUUGUUGAAAAAGAAGAAUUGGGUUUGAGUUUUUUCGAGUGUUUUAGUGAGAUGGGUACGUCAGAAAGUGAAGAAAAAAUGGAAGGGUGGCUAUAUCUCAUACGCUCCAAUCGGAUUGGAUUACAGUACUCUCGCAAACGCUACUUCAUUCUCGAAGAUCACCAUCUCAAAAGCUUCAAAUCUGUUCCCAUUUCCAACAAUCAGGAUCCUGUUAGAAGUGCUAUUAUAGAUUCCUGCAUUCGGGUCAUGGACAACGGAAGGGAGAGCAUUCAUAGAAAAGUACUCUUCAUAUUCACGCUUUAUAAUACUUCAAAUGACAAUGAUCAACUUAAGUUGGGAGCAAGCAGUCCUGAAGAAGUGGCAAGGUGGAUUCAUUUCUUUCAGGAAGCAGCUUUAAAGGGUGGUCCUGAUGAGGAAGAUAAUCUUGUGGGUUGUUCCAAGAGCAGAUGGCUGCCCUUCAGAUUCAGUGGUUCUAGAUGGGUAAACCACUCUAGUUCCAUUAACUGGACUCUUUGUUCUUCCACGCAAACGGAUCCUGUGACUUCGGAUGUUAUUGCUCCUUCACCUUGGACAAUAAUUGGUUGUCAGAAUGGUCUCCGGCUAUUUAAAGAAGCUAAAGAUAGGGAUUCCCAUGUGAAGUGGGAUGAUCAUCCUGCUAUAAUGGCUGUGGGUGUGGUUGAUGGACCUUCAGAAGCCAUUUUCCAGACACUUAUGUCUCUUGGUCCCCUAAGAUCAGAAUGGGACUUCUGUUUCUACAAGGGCAGUGUGGUUGAGCACCUUGAUGGUCAUACUGAUAUUAUUCACAAGCAGUUAUAUAGCGAUUGGUUACCUUGGGGAAUGAAGCGAAGAGAUCUGUUACUAAGACGUUAUUGGAGAAGGGAAGAUGAUGGAACAUACGUUAUUCUCUACCAUUCCGUGUUUCACAAGAAGUGUCCACCUCAGAAGGGCUAUGUCCGUGCCUGCCUUAAAAGUGGAGGAUAUGUUAUAUCACCUGUGAACCAAGGAACACAAUCAGUUGUGAAGCACAUGACUGCUGUUGAUUGGAAAUUCUGGAAAUCUUAUCUACGACCUUCUUCAGCCCGAUCUAUUACCAUCCGUAUGCUUGGGAGAAUAGCUGCAUUACGAGAGAUGUUUAAAGCAAAACUUGGAAAUGAUACCCUUGAUUUAUCAUCAGGAGAGUUGACAAGAAACAUUAGGUUGAAUCAGAUUGAAGGGGAUAGCAUGGUUGAAUUUCAUACACCGAGGGGGUAUGGGAAGACCAGGGAAAAUAAAGCUGAAGAAAUGGAGAAAACACCUUCCGAACAUGCAAGCCUAGUUAGCUUGAAUGAUGUUGCUGAUGAAUUUUUUGAUGUACCAGAACCAUUAGAUUAUGAUCAAUCUGAAAAUAGCUGGUCUCCUGAUUUUGGCCCUGAUACCUACUCCCAGGAUACACGUCAACCAAAAUUAUCCACUGCUGCUGGUCUUGUGAAAAGAUUGCAUGAUCUUGCAGUUCAAAAAAGGGGCUAUGUGGACUUACAAGAGAUGGCAAGGGAAGACUGUAUCCCUUGCUGCUAUGGGACAACCCUUCCAAAAGAUCCAACUUGUACAUUAGCUUGCAGUUGGACACAAGCGGAUCCUUCGGCUUUCCUAAUUCGUGGAGAGAAUUAUCUGGAAGACCAUAAGAAGGUUAAGGCAAAGAGCACCUUGAUGCAAAUGGUUGCUGCAGAUUGGCUGAAAUCUGACAAGCGAGAAGAUGAUCUUGCAGGCCGUCCUGGGAGUGUUGUUCAGAAAUAUGCAGCACAGGGUGGGCCAGAGUUCUUCUUCAUUGUAAACAUGCAGAUCCCAGGCUCAACAGCAUAUAACCUUGCUAUGUAUUAUAUGAUGAAUACUCCUAUGGCAAAUGCACCCUUGCUAGAGCGUUUUGUCAAUGGAGAUGAUGCAUAUAGAAAUUCAAGGUUUAAACUCAUACCAUAUAUAUCUAAGGGUUCAUGGAUAGUUCAGCAGAGUGUAGGAAAGAAAGCAUGCCUUCUUGGCCAAGCCCUUGAAAUUAAUUAUUUCCACGGGAAGAACUAUUUGGAGCUUGGGGUCAAUGUUGGGUCUUCAACAGUUGCAAGGGGUGUGUCUGGUCUUGUUCUCGGAUACCUUAACAAUCUCGUUAUGGAGUUGGCAUUCUUGAUAGAGGCGAAUACACCAGAGGAGCUCCCAGAGUAUCUUCUAGGAACCUGCCGUUUUAACCAUCUUGAUGCCUCCAAAGCAGUAUUAGUGAAACCAUAAUUAGUUCCUAAUACUUCCUCAAAACCCAACCAAAUGUUGGGGGUUAUAGAGUAGAUAAUGGGAAAUUCAGGAUGUCUGGUUCUGCAAAAUUGCAGUCAUUCUUAUAUUCAAUAGAAAUGAAUUUGGCACCAGGUUGUUGUGAUGUAAAUAUCAUUAACGUUGAUAAUCAACCUUUGCAAAAAGAUGCAAUUUCUUGUUGGUGCUUA